AUGGAUUAACAAUUAUCUGGUGUGCUCAUCAAAAGAGAUAAAUGGAAGGCUGAGAGUAAGGUGACUAAGUGUGAACAUUGUGAUAGACAAUUCUAUUAUUUGUUUAGAACUAAACAUCAUUGUAGGAAAUGUGGAUUGGUAUUUUGUUCAGAGUAAUAUAAUUUAUUUUAUGGAAUAGUUGUAGCAGCAACUUUAUAGAUGGCAUUCAUUUUGUAGAGAAUACAGAGAAGAAAGUAAGAUUAUGUGGAGUUUGUUAUGAUUAAGUAUUAAAAUUGUUGAAAGCAUAAGGAUACAAAUUAGAAAAUACAAUUGAAACCAGAGUUGUCAGUGUAUCUAUUGACAAAGGAUAAUUAAAUUUAUCAAGAAGAGAAUCUAUACAUAAAUUGGAUGAUCAAUCUUAUACUAUAUCUAGAUCAUAAACAACUUAAGUGACUGAAGAAUAGGAGGAUAAUAUGAAUAAUGAUUAAGAAUUCAAUCCUGAAAUAGUCUAAGUGAGUAUACAAAGUUAUUUUCCACCUGAAGAAUAAAACAAAAAUAAGGAAUCAGAAUUAUUGAAAUCUUAAUUAUCACUUCUAAAAGAUAAAUGUUAUUAAUAUAUGGAAAAUAUCUGUGAUCAUAGUUUAAAGAUCUUCAUUCAACCUUAACGCAAUCAUGACAAUCAUUUUGAUGGUCUUAAAUCAACAACAUUUGAAUUUGUUAAAAAAGCAGUUGAAGACAUUUAGUUUUCAUCUUUAAACUCUGAUCCAUUAGAUAUCACUUGUUAUGUAAAAACUAAAUUGCUUCCAUACAAAGAUUAUUCAUUAACAUGUUAUUUUCCAGGCAUUGUUAUUAGAAAGAACAUAGCUUUAAAAAGAAUGUAAACUGAACUCUUUAAACCUCGAAUUUUGAUUAUUCAUGGGAAUCUAGAUUUCAUAGAAGAGACUUAAUAAUUUGAUGAUUUCAUUUUGAAAGAAAAGAGAGUACUUUAAGAUUACAUAGAGAAAAUUAAAGAGAACUUUAAACCAACCAUUAUUAUAGUUGAGAAAUCAGUCAGUAAAGUAGCAUUAGAUAUAUGUUGUAAAUUCAAUAUUACAGUUGUUUAAAAUGUGAAAAUCCAUUAAUUAAGAAAGAUAGCAAAAAGUACAGGUUCUAAAUUUGUGCGUCUUGAUAAGUUAGAUGGCUAUAUAUAAAAAGAAACAUAAGUAACUGGUAAUUGUGAAAAGAUUUUCUUUCGUAAUUUUCCAAGACCAAAUCCAGAUAAAUAGGAUGUAGCUGGAAAAGAUAAUACAUUAAUGUUCAUUGAAACAAAAGAUGGUAAAAAUGGAGUUACAAUAAUGUUAUCAGGACCAUAAGAAGAUUUAUUAUAGAAAUUGAAAUAAUGCAUUAUAGGUUGUAUGAGAUUAGGCAAACACUUUGAUGUAGAGAGAUAUAUAAUACUUUGUGAAUAGAAAUUAAGAUAAAAUAAAUAAUUCAAUUUUUGUGUAGGUGAUUUUACAAAGUUUUUAUUUGAAAAAGUUAAUCUCAAAGAAGUCAUAAAACCAGAUCUAGCUUAUGUAAAAAUUAAUUAUGCUAGAGCAGACAUUCAUAAUUUUAAUGAUAUUAAAGAUAUGAAUGCUUUAUUGGCUUAUUAAAAAGAGUUUCCACCUUAGAAAGAAAAGGUGGUUGAUUUUUUUGCUGAUAUGUGUAAUAUGCCAACUGAGAAACCUAAAGCAUAUUAUCAUUCAAAUGAUGAUAUGUCUAUGGGUGCAUUUAUUAUAUUAAAAGUUGCUAAUUUAUAAUUCAGAUGUGAAUAUUGUAAAUUACCAAGAAAUAGUCAUGUUUCUAUAUAUUAUAAUGCUGGUAGAUAUGUUAAAUUUAGUGUGGAUGGAUAAAUGAAUUAAAUAAAAUAAAUAGUAUUGUAGAAAGAAUAAUCAUAAAUUUAAUAAAGUGAUGAGAAUAAAACAUUUCUAUUAAAAGAUUUACCAAGUAUAAUUAAAUAGAAUCAUUCAAAUGAAAAAAUAUAAAUUGAAACUUACUUUGAGUGUAAUUUAUGUAUGCAAUAAUUAACAGAUAGAGUAAUUUUGAGUUAGAAAUAUUUGGAAUAUUCGUUUUUAAGAUUCUUACAAUAAUUGUUUUUAACUUAAAAUAUAACAAUAAAUAAUUAUCAUAAUAUAUCAUCAUGUAAUCACACUCAAAUUUAAAGAGUCUAUUCAUAUUAUGGAUAUUAGAUGAAAGUAAUGGUAGGUGAAUUUGAUGUUUAUUAAACUACUUUAUUGAAUUUUUAAGAUAAUUCAUUUAAUGAUUAUCUAAAGGUUUGGGAAUAAAAUUAUAUUAAAUAACUUAGAGAUGAAUUAAUGAACAAAUUGAAUACUUUUGGAAUUACAUUGAUUAAUCUUAUACCAAAAUCAUUGGCUAAGAGUGAGAUUGAUUUACUCAUCAAAUCAAUUAAAUAAUUAAAGGAGGAAUGUGAAAAAAUUCAUGCUGAAACAUAAUAUAUAUCAAUAUUUUAAAUACUCAAAUAAUCAUAAGAUUUUGGACUUUAAUAUAAGAAUAUUAUGUAAAGUAUUUAAGAACAUAAGAAAAAGAAAGAAUUGAAUCCAGAUUUUAAAAAUAUAAUUCAAAAUGCUGCUGUGAAUUUAAAGAAUUAAGAAUCAAUAUUAACAAAUAAUACUAAUACUAUUAAAACUACUUAUGAAUUAGAGAAAGUUGAUUCAGGGAAUAAUUUAAAUGAAGUAAAGUAGUAUCAUUCAAAUUAAGAAUUAGAGGAUCAUCAUCUACAUUCAGGAUAAAAACAUUCUAUGCAAGAAAUUGAAGAAACAAAUCAUAGAGCAAGUUCUGGAAAGACUGAUUUGAGUGAUUUAAUUAUACCACCUCUAUAUUCUCCUGAAUUAGAUAUAUAAUAAUAGUCACCUUUAUUUGUUAGAAAUCAUAGAAGAAAUGGAUCUGAAAUUCAUAAUAAUAAUAAUUAUGUUAUUAAUUUAGUUGAUGCAAAUUAAGGAUUAUUACAAUAAUCUAUACAAAAAACUCAUCAUGAUUCAAAUAAAGAUCUUGAUAAUGUUAAUAUAAACCAAUCUAAUAAUUUUAUACCUACUAUAGAUAUUAAUCAAAAUAAUAAUUUUUAAAAAGAAUGGAAUAUAAGUUCAUUUCUUGCAGAAUAAUAGAAAUUAAUUAAAUCUCAAAUGAUAUAUGUAAAUUUAUUAUUAUUAUCUAAUUAGGAAUUUGUUCCAAUCUAUGAAAAUUAACCAUUAUCUUACUUAUCAUUUACACUCAAUCAUCCCAAAUACAUCAAUGAAAUUUAUCAAAAAGAAAGUAAUUACCUUCAUUAUAUACUUAAGAUUUUGGAAUGAUUGAGUCUGUUCAAAAAUCAUCUGAGUAGGCUAAAUUGUUUUUCUAAUAAUUAUUAUCUCCAAAAGAAUAGAAAUAAGAUGUUGAAAACAUUAGAUACAUGAGUGUUGAUUUAGGUAAUAAUAAUAUAAAUCAAUAAUAAUAAAUAUAUUAUAAAUAGGAUAAUAGAGAUAUUUUUGUAUUAAAAAUCAAUUAUGAUGUUGAAAAAAAGAAUGAAAAAUCAAAUAAUUAGAUAUUUCAAUAAUAAUAACAAUUUUAAAAUAAUUUAGCCUCUUAAUUUGAUGAAGCUCAAACUAUAUAAGAAAAAUCAUUGCCAUUAAAUAAUCCUUAGUAAUUUGUACCCACUGCUUAGGCAAGAAAAAAUAAAUGGAUUGAAGUUUUAAUUUACUUUCCAACUUAAUUUGAAGCUCUUAGAUUAUUAGCAGGAAUUACUCUAGCAUAAUUUAUUAAAUCUAUAUCAUCUACUAAUAUUUGGAGUGCAUCUGGAGGUAAAUCAUAAUCUAAAUUUUACAAAUCUAAUGAUGAGUUAUUUGUAUUCAAAAAAUUAGAAUAAGACAAGGAAUUUAUGAUGUUUAAACAAUUUGCUUUAGAUUAUUUCAAACAUAUGUACAGACAUUUUUAUGAAUCUAAACCUUCUCUAUUAAGUAAAAUCUUUGGAAUGUUUGAAAUUAGAGAUAGAGGAUAAACUGAAUAUUAUUUAGUUAUGGAAAAUCUUUAUUUUGGUAUGGGAGAUCCAUCUAAUCUUUUGGUUUAUGAUCUUAAAGGAAGUGAAACCAAUAGACUAGAAAAAAAGAAGAAAGGAGUUCUAUUAGAUACCAAUUUCAGAAUUGAUAGAAAUUCAGAACCAAUCCCUAUUCUCAAAGAAAAUUAUAGAUAUAAUGAUAGAGCAUUUUAAGUAUUCAUUUCAAUCUUAUUUUUAGAUUGAUUGUAAAUUCCUAAAUAAAUAAAAUGUUAUUGAUUAUUCAUUAUUAUUGAUUAUAGACUAAAAGUAAAAGAAACUUAGAAUGGGUAUCAUAGAUUAUUUAAGAUUCUAUACUUGGGAUAAAGAAACUGAACAUUAUUUAAAAUAUUUAUUAAAAGGAGGAAUGGUAUUAUAUUAACACUAAUUUAAAGGUUCCUACUAUUGUUAAUCCUGGAGAUUAUAAAAAACGGUUCAUUAAUGCAAUAUUAAAAUAUUUUAUACCAGUGUGA
Paramecium pentaurelia is the source of this 4494-nucleotide messenger RNA. The record is from the annotation of a GenBank genome assembly. NCBI's taxonomy places the organism in Eukaryota, Ciliophora, Oligohymenophorea, Peniculida, Parameciidae.